This is a messenger RNA of Capsaspora owczarzaki ATCC 30864, 1707 nucleotides long. RefSeq lists its product as hypothetical. The transcript has a single exon. Lineage: Eukaryota; Filasterea; Ministeriida; Capsasporidae. Gene Ontology annotation, molecular function: glycosyltransferase activity. The record is from RefSeq and is a predicted model, not a curated record.
UUGAAUGCAAGCUGGACGACGCAACGUUGUACUGGGACUGCUCGGCCUUGUGGCUCUGCUCUACUUGGCGACGAUUGUGUGGCUGCAGGAAGCGGUCUUGGAUGCAUCGUCAUCAUCCUCUCCGUCGUCAUCAUCAUCCUGCGCGGCGUCGAUCUGGCUGCACUGCGCGCCAAGGUAGCAGCGGUGGACGGACUGACGGACGCCGAAGCAACAGUCAUUCUUGCUUCACUAUCCCACGCAACAGAGCACAAUGUCAGAGUGGACGAGCCGAGCGACACGCAUCCUCAUGGGAGCAGCUGCAACCCGAGCCACGACGACGCCAACGCCGCCGACGACGAUGGGACCGAGUCAUCCUCGUCUGGUGAUGGCAACGCAACUGCAGGGUGGUCACCGCGCCUGCUGGAUGCGCUGGUCAACGAUGGCGAUCUCAACGCAGUGUCCAUUGCGCAGCUCAAGCAAAUGAGCAGGUUUUGCGGACUGCGCGGCAGAUUGCUCACACCGGGAACCUGCGUCAAUCAUCUUGGAUUCGCAGCAUGCACCUAUGGUCGCGUGUGCUUGGAGAUUGAUUUUCUGAAUGCAACUAGUACGGAACCGCUGUUGCCGGGAACGCUCGUCUUUCCAGAAUCUGCGGCGCACGACGAUUUGCCGUCCACAGUCCCCUCGCUGCGUUUCAAUGAGCGCUUGGUCACUGAGAGCGAGUUUGAAACAAUAUGGCAGAAUGCAGACGACAUUUUCAGCGACACCACGGGCAUCUCGUAUGCGACAGGCGACGGCUACCAUCCAGGCCACGCUCUGGAGCGCAUCAUGACCUUCUUUACGCUGCAACAGAGUGGUGUGCUGUACCCCGACAAGACCAUUGACCGGUUUUUCUUUGCUACCACGGGACUGGUACCAUGGGGUCGCAGUUUACUCGAAACGCUGUUUGGAAGGGCUCCCGCCAUUCGCACGGCACGCACCGACUUUGACCAAAUUCUCAAGCGAAGAGCAAGACAUCUCAAGUUAGACAUGCCAGCAAGACCUUCUCGAGCUCCAGUGCACAUUUGCAUGGAACGAGCAGUUGUCGUGGGUCCGAAAAGCUACCCGCGAAAACUCGGCGUCAUGUGCGAUCGGGCGGAAGCGCAGCUAUUUCGACGGCAGGUGGCGUUGCGACAUCCAGCGUACCAGCCUCGACUCACACAGACCGCGUUGGUCAUUGACCGUGCAUCUUCGCGGCGAAUGAGCAAUGCGGCGAAUGUUGUGGCGCAAGUCGACGCUCUGCUGUCUCCGCUUGGGUUUGAAACGCGUUACAUUCCCGAGAUGAGCCACCUCAGCUUUGCUCAGCAGAUUGCCGUGAUGGCCAACGCAUCUGUUGUUGUGUCCAUCCAUGCAAGUCACCUGUCCAACUUGAUUUUCGCGCCAGAAGGAGCCGUCGUCAUUGAAAUUUACCCGUUCAAGUUUGUCGAUCCGUGCUUUCGCAUGCUCUCCCGAACGUGCGGGAUUCAUCACUUGUCCUGGCUCGUCACUUUGCCAUCAGAGUCGGCCAUAGGGGCCUCUUGGACCCCUCAGCACGCUUGUUUUACAAGGGAGACGGCUCUCGUUGCAUCCAAGCUCAAAUGCAAGAACUGGAUGGCCGCGCAAGAUGUGCACGUCAACCUGGAGUUGCUGGACACGUACCUCAACAUUGCGAUAGACACGUUGCACACAUCCAAUGUAACAAUAAUUCGAUAG